Molecule: messenger RNA, 782 nt
Organism: Scutellospora calospora
Lineage: Eukaryota; Fungi; Glomeromycota; Glomeromycetes; Diversisporales; Gigasporaceae
Source: the annotation of a GenBank genome assembly
AAUACGACGUAAGGGAGAUUACACCAUUGAUCGCACGAGAAUCAUGUGCAUUAUUUCAGGAUCUUAUUGGGCUUGUUGUUCAAAGGGCAUCUAAAUCUGUAGAUUCAGUCAAUUCUGCAAUAAUAAUGAAUAUUGAAAGCACAUCAGCUCAAGCAUUUUUUUCAGCUCCAACGUUAGCCGAAGUAUUAAAUCAUUUUCAAAAUUUGCGUCGUGACGUUAAAGGUGAUAUUGUGGAAAUGAACAUUUUACGAGGAUUAGCGGAAGUGUUACCGACAGAAUUUAGUGGUUUAGGAAUCAAUGGGGUUACAACUAAUAAUGAUUCUGUGGUAUUGGACGAAGGGGAAGAUGAUGAUGUAGGCGAGUUAUUUUCGGUUUGGAAUAAUAACAAUAAUCAGGGAGCGUCGAAUAAAAAAUUACGAAUGAGGAGAGCAAGUACAACAGACAUUUCAGACGGUAGCUCGAGGCGAAUAUUAUAUGGAUCACCAGCUAUGGAAUUCGUAGAAGAAACAAGUACAACAAGGAAAAGGAAAGGAAUUGAUAUAGAAAAUAAUAAGAAUGCGCCGAAAAAGGCAAAAACCCCAGCAAUAAAUAUGACAGCCAGCGUGAUACCAACACCAUUCAGGAUCAUUCCGGGCCAAGGUUCAGAGUAUUUACAUGAAACACUUAACGAGGACGGCUUCCAACAUUCUACUGAAUUUGAUGAAUCUAUGCUGUCUUCUAUUACCACGUCAUUUUUCGCCCCAAUCAAUGAUGUAAAUCCAUCAACAACAUCCAAUCCAAUU